Molecule: messenger RNA, 594 nt
Organism: Didymosphaeria variabile
Lineage: Eukaryota; Fungi; Ascomycota; Dothideomycetes; Pleosporales; Didymosphaeriaceae
Exons: 1
Coding region: 1-594 (197 amino acids)
Source: RefSeq, a predicted model, not a curated record
AUGCGCGCACGCUGGGCCUCUCUCCAGGGUGGCUUCAGCUUCACUAUGCUUUUGCAAUACAUCGACCUUGCGUUGAUAUCCAAACGCAGCCAUGCCAACCACAGUUCCGACAAGGACGUCGACACCCCAUCAACACUAUGGCAAAGGUUCAAAACCGGUUGGAACGCCAUGUGGUCAUUCCGCCGCAUCAACACCCCCUCAGAAGCGAAGAACGUCCCGCACUUCUCAUCGACCGAUCCGAUUUAUACUCCUCCGCGCUCAACGUUUAUCCUUCGGCAAGCGCUCAAUGCUGCAGUACGCUAUCUCGUCCUCGAUCUCCUCGCGCAGCGAAAACCACCGAGUGAUCCCCAGUCCCUCUUUCAUCCGUCCCUGAUCCCGUUCUUCACGAGAUUAGGCAGUGUCACGCUGCCACAGAUCAAGCUCAGAGUGCUCUCCAUCGCAGGCUUCGCUGUAACGUUUUAUUGCAUCAUCCAAGGCUUCACAUCCUUCGCAGCUGCUCUCGCACUCGGUUGCGGACUGUCGGACGUCAAGGAUUGGCGACCUGCCUUCGGGUCUGUAUCCUCCGCUUAUUCAUUGAAGAACGUGUGGGGGUAA